CCAAAGUACUCUUGUACAAUUGGCACUGGUCUUUUCCAAACAAUUCCCGAUCGUACUUGCGCCAGAAGAUUCUAACUCGCCCUUGUUGGAUAUAAACACACCUUUGCACCUCUAUAAAAGGGAGCCACCAUUUGUGCUAUCAAACCAUCCAAGUUUCCUCUUCGGUACAAGGUCUGCAAGGCAGCAAUAACAAGCUAUAGCUAUCCUCUUCAAGCCAAGAACGCUUAGAGAUCGAUCUGUUCACAAACACGACAUAUAUAUUAGAAAGCAGAUAUGGACCGUGUGAUGAAGCUGGCGUCAGAGCAUGCGGUCGUGGUCUUCACCCUGAGCUCCUGCUGCAUGUGCCACACCGUGGCACGGCUCUUCUGUGACCUCGGUGUCAAUGCGCUCGUGCACGAGCUAGACCAGGACCCUAGGGGAAAGGAGAUGGAGAGAGCUCUCCUCAAAAUGCUUGGUAAAAGCCCGUCUGUUCCGGUGGUGUUCAUCGGCGGGAAGCUUGUCGGCGGCACAAACAGGGUCAUGUCUCUGCAUCUCUCCGGCGAGCUGGUCCCAAUGCUGAGGAAUGCAGGCGCCCUCUGGCUAUAGGCCAGCAAAGGGUUUCCACUCGGAAAUAAAAUUUUGUCAGAGUGUGAAGUAUCUGCAUUUUAUACUUUCCUAGCAUAACCUAAUGACCUAGUUUAUGCCGAGCAGGGUUUUUCAUCCUGUCCCGAGAAUCACUAGGUUCCUUUGUGAAGCAGACAGUAACAAGAGGUUUCUUGCUCCCUAGGAGUGAGAUACCUGCAUGCUUUAUGCAAGUAGUAACUCAGACUUUAUUUUUGUAAGUGUAUUCUCAAUGUUUUUCAAAGAGGCCCUUAAUAACAAUAUAUGUAUUCACAGUUUAUUGUUAUAUAGCAAAUGAAUAAUAUUCAUACAUUUAACGUUUCAA
Messenger RNA from Lolium rigidum, 925 nucleotides. Its product is annotated as putative glutaredoxin-C14. The transcript has a single exon. Bases 274 to 585 code for a protein of 103 amino acids. Lineage: Eukaryota; Viridiplantae; Streptophyta; Magnoliopsida; Poales; Poaceae. The record is from RefSeq and is a predicted model, not a curated record.